AUGUUGAGGGCGUGUCUGUGUCCGAAGGAGCUGUAGUUAGAGGAAAUAUCAACUGAAAAGACAUAGAACAAUGCUCACUACAAGCACGGAGGCAUCCACUAUGAAGGCGGUUGAAACAGGGCCUCCAACUCAACCACACGCGAUAGUCGAGUCCAAGGAACUGCCGCAAAUGGAGCUGCCGUACCCCGAGAACGCUCUGGACACUGCCAUUGAGAAUAGCCAUGGCGUUGCUCUGCCGAUACCCGAGUCAACGCCUGUGUCUCGCAAGCGCGCCGAUUCUGUCAGCAGCUAUCAGUGCCCUACGCCUGUCACAGCCAGUGGGGGCAAGUCCCAAGUGGCUCUUGGGGGGGUCACGCGGCAGUUUGUUGCGCUCAUAAAGAAGGAACCAAACUGUAUCGUGGAUUUAAACGAAGCCGUAAAAAUACUCUGCGUGAAGAAGCGUCGUAUCUAUGACAUCACAAAUGUCUUAGAAGGCAUCGACCUGAUUGAGAAAGUCACAAAGAACAAAUUAAGAUGGAGAUUGGGGAAUGCCGAGAGCAUGAAAGAGGCGAAUAUCGCAUGCAACAACAUUCGAUCAGAAAAUUCGGAGCUGGAAUUAAUUGAGAAAGAACUCAAUCACCACACAGGCGUGUUGCACACAUACAUGACUGCACUCGCAAAUGAAGCUGGAGCGGAAGAUCUCCGGUAUUUGUCCUACCGCGACAUUAGAGAGGGCAUGGGCUUCAAUGCAGACGAUGACAUUUACUUCGCAAUUAAGGCUCCAGAGAACAUGACUCUCGAAAUACCUCACCCCGAGAGCUAUGCAGACCAGUCGCGAUCCCUCUAUCUGCGCAACGAGUUCGGUCAACGAAUUCCGGUGUAUAUAGGGGACGCUGAAAAGGAUAUAGGUAUUGAUCUGGAGCAAUACUACUCGGAAGUCGAGGAAAAACGAAUCCAGGAGGAAGCUUCAGAACAUCUGAACGGGGAAGAGGAACAUAGUCAACCGUACGAUGAGCACUACGAGGAUAUACAAUCAACACCAGCGUCCCGCUCAACUGUUGAUGACAAUAGAUUAAAUACCGAAUAUAAUCAAAUGGCUGACCGAUGCACGAACGACACACCAGCGCCAUCUGAAAAGACACAGCAUGAGGAAACAUUAUACAACCAGACACAACAUUAUGAUAGCACAGGCAAUUGCGAAGAUUCUCUGAAACGGGUUUAUGCGCAUCAACGUUCACACACAUCGGCAACCCCUACCUCGGCAACCCCUACCGCUACAAUACCGGAAUACCUGGAUAAUUCCCACAACCUGACUACCGAAGACACCCAGGCGACACAAACAUAUAAGCGUGUGAAAGUUGAGGCUCAGAAUGCACACUCAAUAAUCCCCGCAAAUUUAUCAAAUAUAAAACUCGACCAGGCCAAGGCAGGGGAGUGCACUGGCAGACUGCCAGCUGAUUCGGUACACCACCAAACUGCACCGUCUCCCGCCCUGUCUGGACUGUAUUACGCCGCAGCCUCUCAAGAAGCUGGGAAUACUUUGAAUACGUUGUCAUCGAACUCCAUUACAAUCGAGGAGCGUCCGCGUGCGGAAAGUCAACAAAAUAUAUUUCACACGGGCUUCAAAGGAAAUGUUCAUGAUAGCGAAGCGAAUGAAGCUGCCUCUACUCUAGAACAGGCAGCCAGAUCAAGCGGUACCCAACGGCACUCUCACAUACCGCUUGCAGCGCGUUACCAUCCGAAUUCAUUCACUCAAUCGAAAAUACACCGAGCACAUAGUAGUGAAGACACGCCCAGUGAUGGCUGGUAUCCGGCCGCGCCACAAAGUACGACUGGACAGCAACAUCCAUUACUUACAACUCAACACAAUACACAAAUCACCGGUACACUACAUACAUUACAGCCCGAGGUCAAGACUUACUCACCAGCACCUGAUGCCAGUCCAUCGUAUCAAAAUCACGUGCCAAAUGCAAAACAAUCUCUACGGGCACCCGCAGUCAAACCCGGAGUUGGCAUGCUCGGGUGUUUUGAUACAGGCGUGGGUGCCUUUGAAAACCAAACUGACAGUUUGUUUGAGAUUCCUGGGGGUAUCUUGUAUAGUGACUACAUGUUCGCUCUGGACCAAAACGAAGGCAUCGCCGAUUUCUAUGAUCUGAAAUUUUAGUAAUGAAUUAAACACCCUUCUCAC
Messenger RNA from Sphaeroforma arctica JP610, 2167 nucleotides. RefSeq lists its product as hypothetical. Gene Ontology annotation, molecular function: protein dimerization activity; RNA polymerase II cis-regulatory region sequence-specific DNA binding; DNA-binding transcription factor activity, RNA polymerase II-specific. Gene Ontology annotation, biological process: regulation of transcription by RNA polymerase II. The coding region runs from base 71 to 2143 and encodes 690 amino acids. The transcript is spliced from 9 exons. The record is from RefSeq and is a predicted model, not a curated record. Lineage: Eukaryota; Ichthyosporea; Ichthyophonida. Gene Ontology annotation, cellular component: RNA polymerase II transcription regulator complex.